Messenger RNA from Scaptodrosophila lebanonensis, 2675 nucleotides. RefSeq lists its product as uncharacterized. The coding region runs from base 199 to 2514 and encodes 771 amino acids. Lineage: Eukaryota; Metazoa; Arthropoda; Insecta; Diptera; Drosophilidae. The transcript is spliced from 7 exons. Gene Ontology annotation, biological process: stabilization of membrane potential; potassium ion transmembrane transport. Gene Ontology annotation, molecular function: potassium ion leak channel activity. The record is from RefSeq and is a predicted model, not a curated record. Gene Ontology annotation, cellular component: membrane.
GGUCGGAGAUCUUCGGGAACGUGAGUGCUAGAGGCGCGCCAGUGGAAACUCUGAGAUUUUCUUUGUAGUGUGCACAGCAUGAAUCAAAUAUUUUCUAUCGCUCGGCAGGCAACUUAGCGGUGAUAAAUUGAAGCGCAAAAUAAGUGCCGCUGACGCCGUCGACGGGUCCCCGCCCCAGCCAAUAGAGCCGGCAACAGAAUGUCGGGCAGACGGACACAAUCGCUCCCGCCGCACAUGCAGGAGCCGCAGAAGCCGGAACGGGGGCGCUGCGUGGCGGCCAUCUGCUUCUCCUGGAAGGUGCUCACCUGCGUCGUCUCGCAUGUAAUGCUGGUGCUUCUGGUUGUCUCGUACUGUGUGGGGGGCGCCUAUUUGUUCCAGCACUUGGAGAAACCGCAUGAGAUCGAAGUAAAACGAGACAUCCAGAACCUGCGAUCCAAUCUAACCGAGAGAAUUUGGUUACUCUCCGAUGAUGCAUCCGUCCUGCGCGAGAACGACUGGAUGGCCAAUGUGAGCAAGCAUUUGGCCAGCUUUGAAAAGCAAAUACUCACAGCCAUCAAGACAAAUGGAUGGGAUGGAGACGAGGACCCCACAAAGUCGCAAUGGACCUUUGCCGGUUCGCUUUUCUACUCGAUCAUAGUGAUUACGACAAUUGGCUAUGGCCACAUAUCACCGCGCACGGAUUGGGGCAAGGUUACAACCAUUUUCUAUGCAAUUGUCGGCAUACCGCUGAUGCUGCUCUGCCUGUCCAACAUUGGAGAUGUGAUGGCCACGUCAUUCCGGUUCCUCUACUGGCGAGUCUGUUGCUAUGUUUGCACUCGAACUGCUAGACGGCCUCGGAACCAACGAUCGCGCCAGCGUUCUGUGCGUUCGCAACGCAACACCUCGCGCUCCCAGCCGCCGCCGUUCCGGCGCUCCAUGAAGCUCACCCAGCGCUCUGCCAACGAUUCGGGCUUUGGCCCGUCCAUGGGUCUGCCGCACGCCUACUCAGAUCCAGACGUGCGAACCUUUGGCCGUGGAGAGUACGAACGUGAUUUUGGCGGUGGUGGUGGCGGUGGCGGCCGUACACGACGGCAACAGCAGCAUCAACAGCCGCGCCACCAUGACCCUGCAUCCUCGCAUCGAGGAGGGAGACACGCAAUUUACGAUGAUGACUACGAGCCGCCGCAGAACACGCAGACGCUCAACCGAAGCAAUCGCUUCAGCAGCCGACAGAGGCAGCGAGACCGCAUGCGCGACAGGCACACUGUGGAACGGGAGCGGUAUUUGGGACACUCCCGCUCGCACAUGGACGACGGUUCCAUUGACGAGUUCAGCGAUAUGCAACCGCCGGCUAAGCGCGCUAUGAGCGCCAGAUCAGUACGUUCGCCACAGCGACACGAUCAUGAGCCCCAGAGUCGUGGGCAGCAGGAUACAAGAGCCACGCGUGAACUGAGUCGCCUGCACUCGCAACCAGGACGUGGGCGCUCUGUCCCAAAUAGUGCGCACGGCCGUGCAAAGUCUGUGGAUCCACGACACUCUGGCCAUUCGGCCUAUUACGAAGAUGUAGACGACGAGCUGGCGCGGAAAACACCAAUCAUUUCUAAUCGCUAUGCACUCGAUGAUUUUGAGUCGUGGGGUCAAGAUGCGGGAGGUGCUGGCAGCGGCGGCAAUCGUUCCAAACAUCCACCACGUAGUCAAUCCAUGCCACGAUCAGCACACCAGCGCCAGCGAGAUAGAGAUCGAUCCCCACAACCGCAGGCGCAGUAUGGAAAUGGACGCAGGCAUAGUAUAGGUCGACAAACCUCUCGCUAUGGCAAUCAACUAGAGCUGCCGGAGUACGAGAAAUCAACUGGAAACCAGCAACGCAACAAACGUGGUCGUUCACCUCGCUACGAUCCCGAGGAGGAAUUCGAUGACAUCUCUCUGUACGACGACUGCGAGUAUAGCGGCGGACACCGAGGUGGUAGAGGGUAUGACGAUCGCCACUACGAGGACCAACCCCCGCGUCGCACAUCACGGCAUCGGGAGCAACGGCGACAGCGUAGAGAACGUUCCGAACGUCUGCCACCCUCCCCUAGGAUCAUGUCGCCCAUGGGCUUCCCAGUGCAACGCCAGAUUCGACGCCGUCCCAGCUACGACUAUGAUGACGACUCCAUGUAUGGAGACGAUGGCGACUAUGGCGAACUUUUGCCAAAGGAUAGACCGGUGCCCAUUUGGCUGUGCGUCUUUCUGGUCGUGAGCUACAUACUCGGCGGGGCAGCUCUCUUCACCACGUGGGAAGAGUGGUCUUUUCUGGACUCGGCUUACUUCUGCUUCAUAACGCUGACCACAAUCGGCUUUGGGGACUUUGUGCCAGCCAAGGGAGUCAAGGAUGAGUCUCAGCAAUCAAUAGCCUACUGUUCACUCUACCUGCUCUUCGGCAUUGCGUUGCUUGCCAUGAGCUUUAAUCUAGUCCAGGAGGAGUUUAUUGCCAAUGUAAAGGAAGUCGCUCGUCGGCUUGGCAUUCUAAAGGAUGAUGAUGAUGACGACGAUUAAUCGGGGACACACGGCUCAAAGCUGACCAACCAUGGACAGAGCUGUUUAUUCUUAAUGAACUACCAAUUCGAUUCUUACAAGUGGCAAUGCAUUGGUUCAGUACAUAGUAUAAAUAUCUCGAUUCGAAAUAAAUGAACCUGAGCUAAUGGUUGUUUAGUUUA